This is a messenger RNA of Homo sapiens (human), 2444 nucleotides long. RefSeq names its product cytochrome c oxidase subunit 7B (gene COX7B). Bases 87 to 329 code for a protein of 80 amino acids. Gene Ontology annotation, biological process: mitochondrial electron transport, cytochrome c to oxygen; oxidative phosphorylation; proton transmembrane transport. Gene Ontology annotation, cellular component: mitochondrial inner membrane; respiratory chain complex IV. The record is from RefSeq and is marked reviewed. The transcript is spliced from 3 exons. Lineage: Eukaryota; Metazoa; Chordata; Mammalia; Primates; Hominidae.
GUUUUUCAGCUCACUUCAAGGGUACCUGAAGCGAAUUGGCACCAAAGCAGCAGCUGUAUUGCCGCAGUUCUAGCUUCACCUUCACGAUGUUUCCCUUGGUCAAAAGCGCACUAAAUCGUCUCCAAGUUCGAAGCAUUCAGCAAACAAUGGCAAGGCAGAGCCACCAGAAACGUACACCUGAUUUUCAUGACAAAUACGGUAAUGCUGUAUUAGCUAGUGGAGCCACUUUCUGUAUUGUUACAUGGACAUAUGUAGCAACACAAGUCGGAAUAGAAUGGAACCUGUCCCCUGUUGGCAGAGUUACCCCAAAGGAAUGGAGGAAUCAGUAAUCAUCCCAGCUGGUGUAAUAAUGAAUUGUUUAAAAAACAGCUCAUAAUUGAUGCCAAAUUAAAGCACUGUGUACCCAUUAAGAUAUGGCAUUAUUGAAGAAAUAAAGUACAUUUGAAACCUUCAUUGUAGGUUUUGUUUCUUUGUAAAUGAAACUAAGCUUGAUCACUUUAGCCUUUAUGUUAAUAUUAAAGUCAAAUGCUGUGCAGCUUCUUAAAUAGGUUUUUUUUUUUUUUUUUUUUUUUUUUUGGGACGAAGUCUCACUUUGUCCCCCAGGCUGGAGUGCAGUGGCACCAUCUCAGCUCACUGCGACCUCUGCCUCCUGAGUUCAAGUGAUUCUCCUGUCUCAGCCUCCCGAGUAGCCAGAACUACAGGCACAUGCCAUGACGCCCAGCUAAUUUUUUUUUUUUUUGAGACGGAGUCUCACUCUGUUGCCCAGGCUGGAAUGCAAUGGCGUGAUCUCGGCUCCUGCAACCUCCGCCUCCCGGGUUCAAGCGAUUCUCCUGUCUCAGCCUUCCAAGUAGCUGGGAUUACAGGUGCACGCCACCAGGCCCGGCUAAUUUUUGUAUUUUUAGUAGAGACGGGGUUUCACCAUGUUGGUCAGGCUGGUCUCGAGCUCCUGAUCUCGUGAUCCACCCACCUUGGUCUCCCAAAGUGCUGGGAUUACAGGUGUGAGCCACCGUGCCCGGCAAUUUUUGUAUUUUUAGUAGAGACAGGGUUUCACCAUAUUGGUCAGGCUGGUUUCAAACUCACGACCUCAGGUGAUCCGCCUGCCUUGGCCUCCCAAAGUGGUAGGAUUACAGGCGUGAGCCACGGCACCCAGCCCUUAAAUGGCUUUUAUGAGGUAAUGUGAAAGGAAAAUUUGCCUUUGACCUGGAAGUCAACUUUAUAGUAAGCUGAAAUUAUAAAUAACUGAUCAUGGAACUAUUGCAGAUCACCUUUGAGCCAAAAAUUUGGCCUGGAUUUUGGUUAUGCCUACUACUAUGUGCCUCUCAUUUGUAUUUAUACCUGGAAUUGGCAUUAUUAACUCCUUUUCACUCCUGCCUAGAAAACUUAAAGUGUCACCAGACCCAAGGGCGGAGUGGUCCUAUAAAACAAACUCGUAGCCUGUCUGAAGACUAGCUACUAGCUCCUUGGCUGUUUUGGCAUAUUCAUCUUGAUUAUAGCUCUUGGUCUUUCAUCAUAUUAGGGAUGUUUAUGAUGUUAUUAAAGAAAAUCUUGUCAAAUGCAGUCUGUUCCUAGUUAUCUACUAUCAGUCACCUGUUGUAUAAUUAUAACAAUGUUUGGAUUUGUGGAUUAUUAUUUUAGUAUAUAACAUUGGAUUUUAUGUAUGUUACCUGAAGAAGAGCAAUAUCUGUACCACAUAUUUCUUUGUUUUUCUUUUUUGAGAUGAAGUCUCACUCUGUUGCCCAGGCUGGAGUGCAGUGGUGUGAUCUUGACACACUGCAACCUUUGCCUCCCGGAUUCAAGUGAUUCUCCUGUCUCAGCCUCCCUAGUAACUGGAAUUACAGGCGCCUGCCACCAUGCCUGGCUAAUUUUUGUAUUUUUAGUAGAGAUGGGGUUUCACCAUGUUGGCCAACCUGGUCUUGAACUCCUGACCUCAGGCGAUCCACCCACCUCAGCCUCCCAAAGUGCUAGGCUUACAGGCAUGAGACACCGCGCCCGGCUUAUAUAUCAUUACUUUCUUGGCUGAGAGCUGUAGUCUGUGGUAGUUGUUUUGUUUUGUUUUUUGUUUUUUUUUUGUAGUUUUCUUGAUCGUGAUCAAUUAAGCAGAAAGUAGAAUUUCAGUCAGGUAACCUGUCUAUAUUAGCUAAAUUAUCUUUUGCUUAUUACAUAGAGUGCUAGAAGUAUGCUGUCAUGGCAUAUGUCCUAGUUUCUCAUCAAAUGGACCAAAGUCAGUGAUUUUAUUUGAAGAGGAAAAAUUGAACGUCAUUGUAAAUUAAGUUGCAAGUUUAGUAACCAUAUUGUACCACUGUUUGAUAAAUUUGAACGCUUUAUGGUAUUUCAUAUUUAGAAUGUUCAAAAUAGUACUGAAGUAUUCAAAUACAUACAACCCUGAGCGAUAUUGAAGUAAAAUAAACAUGUAUUUAAGGAAGUGUCAACCUUCAAUUAUAUAC